Molecule: messenger RNA, 3893 nt
Organism: Amoebophrya sp. A120
Lineage: Eukaryota; Dinophyceae; Syndiniales; Amoebophryaceae
Source: the annotation of a GenBank genome assembly
CUCACAGUGACAUUUUGAACUGCUGCAUCCCCCGUAGAAGUUGUGGCUGAGACAUUGCAUUCGCAAUAUUUCUCUGUCUUUCUGCUCCUGUCACGCCAAGUUUUUAAGUAAUUUAUUACGUACAUCAACACAAGAAGAAGAACUCUCUCUUUCUGUCUGCAUUUUGUGUAGACGGCAACAUUGUCAUUGUUGCUCCCCGCAACUUAUGAUUUAAGCGACCCCUAGUAUAAUUUUCCUUUCGCAUUUGAGCAUUUCUAGUUUUGCUUUUGACUGUUAAUCAACCUAAUACAAGUAGAUCUAACGAGGCCCCCCGGCACGCAGUAGGUCCUAAACUUUCAGUAAAUUAUUAUAUCAACGAUAAGAAAGCACGUUGCCGAGGUGGAUUUGUUUUCCUUCUUUUUUUCAUCUUAUUUCAGAACGAACUGCACUCUAUCACCGAAGUUGUGGAGGUAUCCCUUCCACUAAAACUGCAAGCGAUUUAUUUUUACUUCGUAUACUUUGCCAACGGCGAAAAUCAAAGAGGGAACCACGGGGAGAGCCGAGCUGGAGUUGCACACGACGCCGGCUGCAGCUCUCCCGCUGUUUUUCAUACAUCUGGAGACGAGGACCACCUCUACAAACAUAAGUACGAUAUUUACAUACGAACACCGAGAGGAAAGACUUCAUCACAACUACGGGGAACCGCGUCGACAAGAAAAAAAUAGUACGGCUCCUCGUACAACAGAAUCGUACGCAAGAACGACAUUUUCGAAACAAACAAAUUGUGGACCACCACGAACAAGUUGCGGCAAGACCCCGCCAACAAGCAACCCGGCACAGCAGCUAUGAUGUGGCUGUCAACAUUUUUCACCCACGGAAGUCGGAGCACGACGAUCGGUAGCACCAGCCGGCCGGUACUGGCAGUGGUCGGCGUGGUGGGACUUCUCCUUCUCUUUCUCAGCAUUGCGGGAAUAACCCAAAUAGCGGAAGCGAUCCAGCCCGGCGCACUGGUCACGGGAAGUACUACCGAAGCAUCUACUUCUUUGAUUACCUCAACAAAAAGGAGUUCAGGCGGUGUUCCACCUGGCGAUGGUCCUCUUCCUCCUGCUGGUGCAACACUUCUACCAGGGGAGCAGGAACAAGAAGUUGACAAAGCGAAAAACUCCGUGUUGACCACUCUCGAUCCGCCCAAUCCCGGUGCUGACGAAGCGUCGAAGGAGCGCUCCUUUGCUGCGGAACACAAAAAUGACCACAACGCAGCUCAUCUCGCAGGAGCUGAGCAGCCAAGCAGCUCCGCCCCGGCUACAGCUUUUUCCUGGCUUCAGUACCAGCACCUUCUACCCAGCUGGUUGGGAGGUGGAGGGGGACGAAGUGGUGGGCAACAGGCCCUUUCUUCCGCAGGGACUGCUACACCGCGCCGGUUCGGAAACCUGCGUGGCUCGAAAAACAAACACGCCAGAGCACAAGAAGCUCUGGCAGGUGGCACACCCACAGAUGGUGGGGCUGUACCAUCUUCUUCUCUGACGCCGGAGGACCUUCCCGGGGGCAGUUCUCCGUUCAGUCCUGAUGCUGCGAUGCCGGCGGAGCAGGAGGCCUCGGCGCUUUUAUGCAUUGCAAAAGUAUCGUACUAGUAGUAAUCGCAUUACACAUUGGCUCAGCAUGACAAAUGGAAUUUGUCAUGCUGUUUUGCCUUGGGUUGGAGAUUUGUAAUGCAUGACUGCGAGUACUACGAGUGCGGUGUUUUUACGCAGGAUAGCUUUCCCGCCGAAGCAGCGAUCUUCUUUCUGACGACGCACCUAUGGAGUUUCGCUCCGACGCUGGAGACGGUAUGCAUUGCCAAAAUGUCUGGGUCUGGAAGGAUGCAAGGUUUGCCAUGCUUGUCUGGCAUGACUGAUACGGAACAGUCUGGGAUGCGUGUCCAAGAACAAGAGACCUUUUUGCUUGUCAUGCAACAACGCUGCAGUCCCAGUCUGUCUCUGUCAUGCGGAAAACGAAGCGCUAAGCUCCCGCGCAAAUAUUUCUCAUGCUUGGCUGUGCAUUGAUUACUCAGAGCGAGAGCGUUCACUAUGCACGCCUCAUGAAUGCAAGUUUCCAGACCCAGACAUAUUUGCAGUGGAUAGACGGCGGAGGGAACCAAUUCGCAGCAGGAUCAGGAACGAAGCGGGGUGCUGAGAACGCGGGGUUUCUGGAAAAGGAAAAAGCCACCGGAAACACGAACGCAAACUCGGCCGCAGCUUUAUCGUACAGAAAAGUACAACAUGACAGUGUCUCACUACAGCUAGCUUUAUGUGUUCCCAAGCUGCCCCUCUAUGGCUGCAGUUGUAGAUGUAGUGGCAGCUCUAGGCGGCCCAGUAAAAGAAAAAGAAAAUUUGCAAAGUGCUGAAAUGAUGCCGAAAAACUCAACUUUUUCUCCAUGAUGCGAAAUGUAGUGCAGAAGCGGCCUUUAUUUCUAUCGAGACGUGGGACUUCUGCCCCUAGCUCUACCCCUACCCUAGUGGUCAUGUCAGUGAAAGAAAAGUUGUAGACACGGAAGUAUGAGUCAAUGCGUAUGGGUGUAAGUAGUAUCUGUUAGUGUACUUUUCUGUAGCAUAGUAUCAAGCUCGUGUUGAGCAUCAAAACGAAAACACGUACUGCAACGGAGAUUCCUGCUCCUCUCCCUCGCCGUCCUCUACUACGGGGACGACUGGCAGAACGACCGCCGCGGCGGGGCGCUCUACUGCUGUGCAGCAGCAAGAACAACUGCAACAGCAGCAGCAACUUCACGCGAGCCCCUCGGUUGUCAGCACCGGCACCACUUCUACACCGGACGUCGAGCGGCUGCAGAAAGAGCUCCGAGUACGAUCAUGUUGAAUCUGAAAGAUGCACUUUUCUGCUUACGACUUCAUCAACGUGCUCUGGCAUAUUAAGUAGCAACAGCAACAACACGAUUCCGAUUGAAAUAAAUUAAUGAAGAAUUACAACUUCUUCGCUAUGAUAAACCUUCAGCUCGUCCUUCUGCAAGGCGUUUUUACAAUGUCGAGGAACAGUCUGUGUUUCCAAUCGAUGAAGAUGACAUGACAUAUGGAAGAUUGACUUCUUUUCCACGAGCAGUGAGUACAGAAGUUUUUUAUUUUUUCAAGCGAUCAAAAUAUCAUCCUUUUUCCUUUUUGUUAAUUUUACAGGCGGCCCUGGGGAAAGUGACGGAGUUGGACAAAGCGCUGAAAAAUGUUAUCCCGCGGAAAAACGUCCCCGCUCUGUCUCCUGUGGGUGAGGCAAGUUGUUUCUGGUUUCGAUGCAGCAAAUUUCGCUACUCAAGUACACAUAUUUUUGUUAGUGGGUGUGGCUGGGGAGUAGCACGCAUUGCCUCAGGGUUAAGUAGUUGUGUUUCGGACUCGGAGAUAUUGCUGCAUCAUAACGCCGCGUUGUAUGAGGGGCAGGUGAUCAACAAGUCUUCUUGGGCAUGGCUUGAGCAUGACGGCGAAUUAUUGUCGGAAACCACCACAACUAGAGGACAUCCCUUAGUGAUAUUUGGUGGACGAGAGACAUCUGACACGUGCUCGUCGUGCGCGCAACAAGAAGUAGUGUCUCAUUGUGUCCGCAGAAAUAGCUGAAGGCCUUGAAGAUUCUACAGCGGAGCCGAGUCACGUUGUUGAACGUGCAAUGACUCCCUUUCCUUCGCAUCGUGCCAAGUGGAUGCCCGCUAUCGCACGGGGACGUUUUUCUCGAGAAUAACGGCGCAGACUAAGAUACACCAGCUUGAGGAAGAGAAAGCUCGCUCUGCGGCGCGGGAGGAGUUUGUAAUUGAGCUAGAGCAGCACGUGGCGUACGCAUUGCACAAAGUUUUACCUCUACUCCCAUGCACCGAAUAUAUCUCAGCCGGCGUUGUGAUAGCUAUAGCACAAUUCGAGUUUGAGUUUAAGCGGACAUCAAAAUGA